GUACUGAAAAAAUACAAAUUAUUAAUAAAUUCUUCAAUGCAAGUGACUCAUAUAUUAAAAUGAGUCAAAAAUCUGAUAAUACAAUGGAUUUCUCUAAAGUACUUCAAGAGUUAGAAACAUCUAAAAGAAAAAAACCUAUUUAUAAAAAAUUAAUAACAUAUAAUCGUUCAUUAAAGGAUUAUUCAUUGAGUGAUGAGAAUGCAGAAAAAUGGCAAUUAAUAUUAGAAAAUAUAGUGGAAACAUUGGCUAAAUAUCAUGAUACAAUAAUUCGAGAAGAAAUUUUAUUAGCUUCUCAUGCAUUUUUUGAAUUUCUAUCAAUUCCAUAUGGUCCUAAAACUAUGCAAAAAUAUAUCACAUAUUUUUUAGAAGAAGAAUUAAAGAAUAAAUCUAAAUUAUCUUUUAGUUAUAAGAAAUAUAAAAUAAAUAAUUCAGAUUUGUUUCAGUUGAUCAUUAUACAUGGCUAUUUACAAGUUAAUAAGUACAAUUUAUAUUCCGAUAAUAUAUUAAGUACUAUGUUCAAAAUUCUUUAUCCUUUUUGCACAAAAUAUAGCCUUUAUACAUAUUUUGCAUACAAACUGUUGAUAAAUUGGUUAAAUGCAUCGAUAAACAUAGAUUUUUGGAAUACGGACUCAUCUUCAUCAAUAGAACAAAAUUUAGAAGAGAUUAUAUUUUCAAAUUGGCAUAAUUCAAUUAAUGAUAUUAAUAAACAAAAUGCAACACAAAUUUUUCAUACAUAUUUGAAUAUUAUGACUGAAAAAUAUCACGGAUUUAUGGAAUAUAUAUUUAAUAAUGUUAUUAAUAUGUCAUGGCAAAAUGAAACAAAAUAUAUUAUAUUGUCGGAGAUUUUUAAAGUGUCAAAAGCAAGUAGAAUUAGAGAAAUAAUAACGGAAGAUUUUUUAUUCAAUUUGAGCACUUCAUUAACGAAAAAUCAUUUACAUCAUUAUGGUACAAAAGUAUAUUUGAAUAUUUUAAAUAUAUUAAGUGAGGAAGAUUGGAAAAAAUCAUUCACUAAUGUUAUCAAAUAUCUUAUUAAUCAAUGGGAAAUAGGACCAAAAAAAAAUUAUUAUGCAAUUAAAUCACUUUGCAAUUUAUGGAUUGAACCGACCAUAAAAAAGUACAAAACUAUCAUAACACUUUUAAGGGAUAUAGUUAAGGAUUUAAAAGUACCAUAUUUUGAUUCACACUUUCAAAGGAUUACUAGUAAACUGUAUAUCACUGUUUCACUACACACUGACAUUAUCUCUUUUAUACGUCAUGAAAAUGAUAUUGUCAGAUUAAAUGGUUUUACAAUUUGUUGUUAUGAACACAUUAAGUUAUAUAAUCACGAUCAAAUGAAUAACUUUUUUAUAAUGAAACAAUUUUUAUGGUAUAACGCAAAUACCACAUCGUUAUUUCUAAGAAAUGAAAUAAAAAAAUGUUUUAAAAUUUUUUACACGAACGUUUUGAAAAUAAGUGAAAAUGUUGAACAUACUCAAUUUAUGUGCGAGAUAAUAGAUUGGUUGAAUAUAUUUUUAUUAGAUUGUUUUGAACCUGGCUCUUGUUAUCAACGUAAAAUAUUUGCUUUAAAUUUAUACAAAAUUAUUCUAUCUGUAACUUAUACGUAUACAUGUAAGCAUCCACUUAAAGUAAAAAAUGAUUCUCGUUUUGUACCUAAUGACAAAUGUGUGAUACUAGAUACAAUGGUCAAAUUUACAAAUAGAACAUUUUUAUUAGUCCUCUUAAAUCUAAUAGAAAAUAGUGCACUUGAUAUCAAACAAAUAACAACUUCCAUUAUUAUCAAUUAUUUUGACGAAGAUGUUUUAAUAAGUACAGAAAAAAAAGUAAUAUUUGAUAUUGCAAUAAAAGAAUGUAAUUCAUUAAAAUUCUAUAAAGUGGAUAGUGGAGCAGCAUUGAUGAAAGUUUUUUCAACGUGGGAGCCAUUUAUUCAAGAAUAUAUUACUGAUGAACAUGGUGAAAGUAUUUCGUGCAAUCAUUAUUACGAAUUCUUUUUACAUAUAGCAGAAAAACAAUUGCUAGAAUUGAAAGAGAAACCAUUAGAUGCGUCUGUUAAUAAUGAAAAACCAUUUUAUGGUAUUCUUACUGCCAUGUUUACUGUAUAUUUUCAACGUGAUACCAAAAAGUGCAUACCUCCUUUAAAAUUCGUCAAAAAAUUAUUGGAUUUCUUAGAUGGUGCUAUAAAUAUACUCUUAUCCAAAUUAUCACCAAACUCUGAAACUACUGAUUAUGCAUCAUCAUUCAAAGACAUGGGAUUAGCAAUUAAUUAUAUCAUUCAAACUAGCAAAUUAAGUGAUGAAAUUAAUGAUGAUUUUACUCUGAUAUAUGCUAAUCAAAUUAUUCUAUCUUGCAUAUGGUUAUCCUUAAAGGUUUCUUGUGAAAUAGCUGACGCUAUUGGUAGUUUCAUGUAUUCUGAAGAGACUACAUUACAUUCAGUUAAACUAAUCACAACUGUAUUAAUGAAAUGUCGACAUAAAGGUAUAAUCGAAACUGCUGGAGUAGCACUUGGCAAUUUAGUGAGAUGUAUAUCUAAACAAGAGAUUUAUGCUAAAAAAUUAGAGAUGUAUGUUGAACAUUUAUUAGAUGAUAAUACAAUGAACAAUAUUAAUAUAACUCGACGUGGUGCUGGACUUACAUUGAUGUUUCAUAAAAUUGUAUCGAAUGAUAUUCGUCAUGGAAGACCAUUUUUACAUUUUGUUGUACAACGAUUACAGAAUUAUAUAGAAAACUUUCCUGUAGAAACAUUGGAAAGUAAUGAACCUGAUAUUACUUAUGAUCCUCCAUUAGUAAGAUAUUUAUUUUUCUUACGUGAAUUAGUAACCGAUAAAGAGAUACAUGCACAAUUAGUAUCAUAUAUUGAUGAUAUUACUGUAGCAUGUUUUCGAUGUUUAAAAUCAACUAAUUGGCAAAUCAGGAAUGCCAGUCUUCAUUUAUUUGGUUCUUUAGUUCCACGUUUGGUAGGACAAAGUAUUGGUGAUAAAUCUUUAGAUUUUGGUAAUGGAUAUCAUAUUUAUCAUUUCAUCACUCAUUAUCCAAAGCUUAAAAAACGCAUAUCAAAGUUCCUUAAAAUUAUUUCAAAAUUAUCAACAGUAACUAACUCCAUAUUACCUGAUUAUUCAAAUCUUGUACAUCCUCUUGUACUACUUUCGAAAUUUUCGGUCAGUGGUUGUUAUUUCAUCGAUCAUUUAGCAAAUGAAUUUGUACAAGAGAUGAAAAGUUAUUUUAACAAACUUAUGGGUAUUCCUGUGGGAUAUGUUAGAUUACUUACUGCAAAAGCGUAUGCAGCUUUAACUCCAUUUUCAUGUAUUAAAUCAGAAAUUGAAACGUUCAUGUUGAACAUUUUAUCAGAGAACAGUGUUAAUAUGUUACAUGGACAAUUACUUACUAUCAAUUAUUUACAAGAGAAAUUUUUAGCCGAAGCUGAAUGUGUAACAUCAUCUGAUAAAAUUGAUUUAAUAAAUGUCUUUCCUAAAUUAAAAUAUUUGGAUGAAAGUAGAAUCGAAAAUAUUAUGAAGGUCUGGAAUAAUGAAUUAAAAUUGAAAGGCAUUGAAAAAAUAUGUUAUACUAUAGAAUGCACGUUCAUUAAAUCAUUUCAAUGGAAAUCAUUUACAUUAAAUUUUGAAUUAUUCGAUAACAUUAUUUUAAAUAAUUUUGAUGCAUUGCAUAACAUUGCUAAGACUAAUGCAAAUUUUUCUCAAUUCAUAGAUAUGAUAACAUAUUUAUACGCGAAUUAUAUUAAAUCUCAUAAUACAUUUAAUGCAAAUGCCCUUAAUAAAAUUAUUCGAUCUGAAUAUAUAGAUUUAACUAUUAAUUUGUUAUCUCAUUUGCAUAAUUAUCCUCCAAUACUUGAAUACAUAUUAAAUGUUUUAUCAUCAAUGAUUGAUAAUAAUGGUAAUGAAUUAAUCAUUAAUGCAAUGAUCAAAUUGUUAAUUACAACUUUUAAAAAUUCAUUAUUAAAUGAUCUUUAUGAAUUCAAAUUACAUGAAACAGCUCGGAUUUUAUUGAGAAAACUUGAAAGGAAGAUUUCAAUUAAGCCAUACGUAUUACACUUAAGACAUGUAUUAAUAGUAAUGUUUUCCAAAAAUGAUAAUCUCAUAUAUAGAACAUUAAUAAAAAUGUUUCAUAUGACACUUAGCGAUAAUGCACAUUUACAAUAUCAAGCAUUAGAAUGUCUUCAAUUGUUUGCUCAACGUUUUUCAGAAGUAAUACAUUACAUACAAAUGUUAUUAAUGCAUUGUUGUCUUGUAUUAAUGAAAAAUCAUAUAUUUGAGAUACGUGAUUCAGCUUGUACAAUUAUACAAGAUUAUAUUUUUUCUAACAUUUAUAAAGAUAAAAUAAUUUGUAAACAUAAUGAAAUUGUAUAUCAACAAUUGCUAUUAGAAAUAAUUAAUUAUGAUUCGUAUAAAUAUUUUUAUAUAAAUGAUAUCAAAAAAUUGAUAAUAAAGUUCAUAGGUGUUGAUGAUAAUUCUUAUAAACAAUUGUCAUCAAUUGAAAGUCCAUUUAAAUAUGACUAUGAUACUUACAGAGAAGAAACUAAAUUUAUAAAUAUACUUUACUUUUAUAUUCAAUGUAAGACAAAAUCUGAUUGUAUGAUCAAAUGCGACAAGGAUCAUAAAAAUUAUAUCGACAUUUCGCGUAUCAUUGAAAGUAAAUAUGAAAUAUUACGAAAAAUUAAUUUCAAUGUCAAUGAUAUACAAACUUUGUUAACUAUUGAGGACAAAGAUUAUUUGUUUAAAAAGCAAGUGAUGUUGAUGGAAGAAUUUAAGCAAAACAAAUGUUAAAUGUAUUUUUGAAAAGC
This is a messenger RNA of Polistes dominula (European paper wasp), 4792 nucleotides long. RefSeq lists its product as uncharacterized. NCBI's taxonomy places the organism in Eukaryota, Metazoa, Arthropoda, Insecta, Hymenoptera, Vespidae. The record is from RefSeq and is a predicted model, not a curated record. Gene Ontology annotation, biological process: tRNA methylation. Gene Ontology annotation, cellular component: cytosol.